This is a messenger RNA of Microbotryum saponariae, 982 nucleotides long. The record is from the annotation of a GenBank genome assembly. Lineage: Eukaryota; Fungi; Basidiomycota; Microbotryomycetes; Microbotryales; Microbotryaceae.
AUGUAUUUUGCUGACUGGUGCUGGCCCAUGUGUUACCAGAGCUCCUUCAGUCAACCGAGGUGCUGGUGGUCCCACCUACCUGGCCUUCGCUACAUCCACAAGGCUUGUCAGACGAAGUGCGCAAGCGGCUCGGAAAAUUUGGGGCAAUUAUCGAUUCAGCGGAGGCCCCGCCGACAGGGAGACCCGUGCAUCAAGGACUGCAGCCCGACACGCUCUGGGAAAGCUUUGAGCAGAUGUGAGUGCUUGCUCUUCAAUAGCGCCUGUAUUGCCUCAGCCCACCACCGUCCGGACCACCAUUGGCGACCACUACUCCCCGCAACCCUGCACCUACUCGUUCCUUGACCAGUCCCUAUACGAUCAAAACCCUCCGGCGCUUCAUCAAUGGGAUCCGCUACCCUUGUUGGACGAAGGCGUAAGGCUAUAAGGACCAAAAAAAUAUCACAAAGGCGCAGAAGCAAUAGUUCUGGCUCUGGCUCAUCGAAAACGCGGUCAAAAAGGACGUUCAACGGAAGCUGAUCUAUGGAGUGACACUAACAUGCGUUCUUCUCACCACGGGCACACUGCUUCCGAUGGGUGUCCACAUUGCGGUGAGCGAGACACUUUCAUGCACUUCUACUCUAUUUGGGACCAUUCACGUGAGUAUUCGCGCCUGAUCUUGUAGCUGCUGAGCGUUGCGCUUGGUCAGGCAGAUGACGUCCAGCCCGGCGAGGUUGAGUCUCCUCACAUCAUGCUUGGCGACUCUCGGACUCCAUCGUCGUUCGAGUCGUUCUUGCAAUCGCUUUCAACAAGCUCUACCUUGCUCGAUGGGAUCGGCACAAAGAGUCAGAUCCAACUACCAACCCCAUACUUGCUUGCUCGCGAGGUUAGCUCGCAUUUCAAAUGUCGACUGCGAGGUCUGCCAGACGGCGAGCUUCUGAUGGGUAUGGAGCUUGGGAGUUUCGGUUUCGAAAUUCCUUCAUUCUAUCUCUCUCUCUAUAUAUAG